AAUAUCAUUCCCAUCUAAUCUACCACUGCGAUCGAAUACACCAUACAACAAUCCUUCCGGCGCAUUCGACCCCAUUGAAAAUCCUACGCAUCUAACUAAUCCCAUCUAUCUAUCCACCAUCCACCCCCCAUCUAUAACAAACCCCGGCUCUCCGCGGCGUCGCAUCGGCUCACUCGCAAUGACGCGCUGGUAAUUCGUAACGCCUCUCUACCUAGGUACCCUGCGUCCGCUUCCCCGUUCUCUGCGGUUCAUGAGUAUGGAAUUCUACCAACCGGCCUAUACUCAACUGCCAGAGAUAAGUCCAAUCCCGUCCGUGUCGUAGCGAACGAGACAGACCUACCUAUAGGCUGCACCCUCUAUUUUCUGUCAUGGUCGGCACUGCACCAACCAAAUGGCUACAGCGUCCAGCCAACAAUCGGCCAAUUUGGCAAACAAUCCAUCCUCCAUCGCUACCGGUGCCUCGAAUACUACCGUCCAACAUCUUUCCGAAUCUCCUGCCCCCGGCUUGCCCGCACCGUCGCCAUCCUUAGCCGCCGCUACUACCAACGGUGGCACCAAUGGUCUCCUGCCAUCUACUUUACCCGCCGACGGUUCUCUCCAUACGGAUCUGAGAUUGUAUCCGCGAGAUGGACGUGUCAGAAACCCCGUACCGAGCAAGCUGAAAGAUGUUACGGAGCAGAUGAAAGGGAACUUCAGUGUUAUGCAUAUGGAUGUUGCUAGUCAUCGCGCGAGCGAGGGCCGUGAUGCUGCAGCAAAGCGCACGAGCGAAAGCACUGCACUACAGGCUAGGCUAGCCCAGACUGACACAUAUGUAUCUCACCAACGAAGAGCGAAUUACCCACGACCACCCGGGUUGAAACAAUUCACGUCUCCCAAGAAAUCCGCCUCUACUGAGCCGGUCGUUAAUGAACCCGCUCCUCUAAUACCUCUUUCUAUGGCCGAGACUAAAACGGAACAGGCUAGGCUAUUAACGCUUCUGAGAACUCUAGCUCCUAAUACUGUUGUUGAUCAAUUAUGCAGAGCACUUGCUUUCUUUGGUGGUAUACCCGAUGCCCCUCCUCCUGCGGAUGGCAAGUUUCCAGAAAGCGCCGAAGCGAACGGUUCUGGCUCUCUGUUUGUCGGGUGGAUCGCCGAGAUAUUCCCUAAUCUUGACGAACCUCGAAAACGAGCAAGACUUCCAUCCCUACAGUAUGCGAAUCAACGGCGGCCAAGGGGACGGCCCAAAGGCAGUAAAGCUACCAAAUCUCGAAGCGACAAGGGCAUCAAGAAGGGUAACAAGGGACCAAACAAUCGAACCCAAGAACCUCAGGAUGAUAGCUGGGUUGAUGUAGAAGAUAGCGCCAUGGAGCUGAAUGGAGAAGAUGAUUUAGUCGAAGAGGUAUUGCAGAAUGCCCCGAGCACACCCCCGCCGGCUCCGGAUGGGGGACAUUUCAGCAACACGCCGGUCACAGGUUCGACUGGCGGGUUUAAAUCUAUUAAUGAUGCCGCCGUUGCGGCCAAUGCGGCAAUCGCUCCUGGGUCUAGCGCAAAACGACGGGGACGACCCAAGGGCUCCAAAAACCGGCCUAAGGAUGUAACCGGUUUACAACAGGGUGGUCAACCCACCGAAUCUGCAAUUCCGAACCCGAACACUCAUAACCACACCGAUCAUGUGUCAGCCUACCCAAUACCCCCGAAGGUGACACCGGUACCGGUGCCAUUGCCUAUGCUUGGCGAGCAGCCAAAGAAGAAGACAAAUUCUGGCCGGCCGAAGGGCUCCAAGAACCGUCCUAAAGCUACUGCCGAUUUAACAGGCCAGGAUAUAACUGCGUCUCAACACCAGACGUCUGAUUUACCGAAUCAUCAAAGCAGCCAACCUCCAGGUCAGGUGAUCACGAUUGGCCAGUCAUAUACGGGGAGCACCGCUGCUUCCAAUGCUAACAUUAACGCUGCUCAGGCAGAUAAGCGAGGACAAAUACUACCGCCUGCCGCAGUUCCUGCCCCUCAGAUUCCGACCUUGCAAGUGAAGGAGUCUACGAUAGUAGGGAAGAAGCGAAAGCGGCCGUCUGCUCCUGCUGGUACUACCAACCCUCAAGGAAACAUUACACCAGAUGGUGUGGUUGGAAACAAUCCAAACCCUCCGCCAGGGCAACCCAGCAUCCCACAAACAACGACUACGAUUCCUCAACCACAGCCCCCGACCAAUCAGUCUAUUCAGCAAUCUACCGCGACCGGUAACGUCGCGCCAUCGGCCAAACGAUCUCGCAAAUCCCAAGAGUCGGGUGCACUACAAACAUCAAAACGGUCGACUCCAAAUAGCAUGGCAACUAAGAAUUCUAUGCCAUCUGCAGCCGUCACCUUGGACCCAAUUCGACAGCCGAGCCAGACUACAGCGUCAGCUCAGAACCAUUUAUCAACGGAUGGCCUCGAGGCACAUUAUGAAAGAAUGGUACAGGGCCACCCGAAUCGUCCUCAGAAGCAGCAGCAACCUGCUUCGCAAAUCGGACAAACAAUCUCUCCGGCCCCUGCGGAAGGUUUAGAGGCUCACUACGAGCGCUUUACUGCUCUCCAAAACCGCCAAGAUAGCGGGAGGCAACCGACGGCCGGUCGUCAACAGAUACAACAGCAGACCACCCAAACCGCCUCACCUAUACCAUCACAGACUUCGAAGGCGCCACAAAUGUCGUCUUCACUAGCUCCGCACCAGCAGGCAAGGACGUCACAAAGUUAUUAUCCUCAAACACAACCUUUGGGCUCGUCCUACAAUACACAGGCUCCCACUUAUUCAGCAAACCAACGCCAACCGCAGCAUAUGGCUACCGGGUCCCCUGGCACUGGACUCGUACAACAUAUGACUAAUUCUCCCCAAUUCGGGGCUCAAUCAAACUCGCCUUUAUUACAAGGCGACAGUAGCAAUUACCGAGGAUCACCUUCGUUGGUACACAAUAAUACAGGCUACCCACCACGGCGAACACCCUCGGCAUCACCUCUCGAUAAUAAUUAUCGGGCCGCAGGCACCGCUAGCCACAACGUUUCAAGCCACUCACCUCACUUCGGCGCACGCCAGACUCCGACGACUACACACAGCACGUCACACCCUGCAAUGCCGUCUUCCUUUGCACCUUUUUCAGAUUCGAGCUUCCUCGACAUACAAAGUCUAGAUUCUGGCAAUAGCCACAGUGGACUCAAUCUUGGUACUAGUUCAUAUGGGCUUAGUAGUGGAGGUGUACCUCAGCAACAGAGAACAAGCAGCUCAAGCGCUGCGUCUCUCUAUUCUUCAGCCGCGGGGAUGAAUAACAGUUAUUUGUCUUCCUCUAAUGUUGGCCGUACUGCCCCGAAUCGGUGGCCAUCAUGAUUCUGUUUUGCUGGAAUGUCCAGUAGCUAGUAUGGGAUAGGGGAUUCGAUCUGAACAUGAUAUAUGACGGAAUGUGGCGUUAUAGGAAAGGAACCCAAAAAAUAUAAAGUGGCGUUUGUUUGAAUAUGGAUUCUUUUUCAUUUAAGAGUGCGGCUCAAGCGGCUCUUUUCAAUUUUAUCAUCGUUUAUUUGUUACCUAGCUCUCCUCUGCGCUGCAUGGCUUUACGAUGGAAUGUCCACAAGGGAAAGGGAUAGGAAGGGAAGGGAAGGAACAGGAAACAAAUGGGGUUUGUCUUUUUCUUGAUGUUUCUACUUCUUUUUCUUCCUGCCUCCCUUUCUUAUAAUGAGUAGGGAUGGGUAAAGGGGACUUCGACUGGAUUUGGGCGCGGAGAGCACACAGCCAGACGAUGUGAUUAUUUUUUCCCUGUAAAGGGGUCUUCGGUGGAUUUGCCUUUUUAACAUGGAUUGAUUGCAACAUUUUAUGUUCAGGUA
Hypoxylon trugodes is the source of this 3825-nucleotide messenger RNA. RefSeq lists its product as uncharacterized. NCBI's taxonomy places the organism in Eukaryota, Fungi, Ascomycota, Sordariomycetes, Xylariales, Hypoxylaceae. The coding region runs from base 392 to 3334 and encodes 980 amino acids. The record is from RefSeq and is a predicted model, not a curated record. The transcript has 2 exons.